This is a messenger RNA of Schizophyllum commune H4-8, 1587 nucleotides long. RefSeq lists its product as uncharacterized. The record is from RefSeq and is a predicted model, not a curated record. The coding region runs from base 1 to 1587 and encodes 528 amino acids. Lineage: Eukaryota; Fungi; Basidiomycota; Agaricomycetes; Agaricales; Schizophyllaceae. The transcript is spliced from 3 exons.
AUGCACCGGCUCCUCUCUACCUAUGACCUUAUAUGUCUUGUCAGCGAGGUCGUCGACAGACCAGACGCGUAUGCGAUGUCCUUGACGUGCCGUGCUUGGAAGGAAGCUGCACUAAGUCGCAUCUGGAGAGAUUUGGAUUUCAUCCAACUCAUGACCCACCUGUUCUCUCUUUUGCCCUUGGAUGUGUAUCGCCCUCCUACGACCAAACAUGUCACGAUAUUCCGUUUAUACGGGCCGAAAUGGUUGCGAUCCCCCGAUCACAGUCACUUCGAGAAACUGUACAAAUACUCAGAGCGCGUCAGGUGCUUGGAUCUUGAGGAUGCCGACUCAAACGUUCUCUCCGUACUCUUUGACAACCCUCCACCUCGACCUCUCUUUCCUGGGUUGGUUGUCCUGAAAUUGCCUCCCUCGGCUUUCACUGCUGGCGAACGACCGUCUCCGAAGUUUAUGCAUCUCUUCCAUUCGGCUUCUCUUCAGCAGAUUUGGGCCACUUGGCAGACUCCUUCCAGCCGAGGGCAGCGCUUGGAGAUCGACCUAGACGCAUGUGUCGCACAGACGCCCGAACUUCGGCUCUCCAUCGAGGCAAGUCGAUACUAUGCGAUAAUGCCUACCAUGCGUGGUCCACGCUGGGAUAUAGUUCGCAAGUUCGUCAUAUACCAUCUCGUCAACGACGCCGAGUGGAACAUGUUGGCCUCCCUUCCAUGUUUACAGGCCCUCGAAGUGACGUGGAAGGGCUACGGACAAGCACCAUAUCCGCGAUUGCCAUCCGCCGACCAUCCAUUCCACGCCCUGCGCGAUCUUGUUAUAAAGACGGACGAAGAUUGCCGAGUAUUCGUGGCUGACUUGAUCAAGCACUGCGAUCUCGUCCGCCUUCGCUCCCUCAUCAUCGAAACCACUCUGGAAGAAGACGCGCCAGUCAGAGCACCGACAAAUAAUUGGCGUCCCCUUCUAGAGGCCCUCCGCGACCACUGUGACCCUGGUACACUUGAGACGUUGGACUUGCGCGACAGUGGCGAGCCAGCGAGGGUUGACAGUGGUACUCUGGAGCUUCUGCUACCGUUCCGCCGCUUGGAGAUGCUCAGGCUGGAAAGCAAGGGCGGGUUCAAGUUGUCCGACAGCGCCGUGGAGUCGCUCGCAUCGGGAUGGAAGCACCUGCGCACAUUGCAGAUCCGGAUUGCCCAACAGUGCACGUCUCUGGAGUCAUUGACCAUCACGGUGGACCUGAAGGCCGACUUCGUCGUGCGGAUAUACGACAAGGACCGUCCGCGGAGCACGACCGUCACCCACCUCGACUUUUGGAACUCGGAGCUGGCGGACCCGUUCAACGUCGCGCAGCUCAUCGUCGACACGUUCCCCGCAGCGCCGCUGUACGGGAAGGUGCAGGCUGCCAUUCUACACGACAAGUUCAUGGACGAUAUCAUCACCGACAUGGAGAAGAGGAUGCGGACGCGCGAAUGGAUUGCGUGGGACAAGUGGGAGAAGGUGUUCCAGAUCAUGUGGAUGGUGCGGGAGGCGAAGGAUUUCGACGGCACCCGGCCUAGGACAUCGACGAGGGUAAGCGAUAUUCAAUCGUACCGUGAUCUAUAA